This is a messenger RNA of Jaculus jaculus (lesser Egyptian jerboa), 960 nucleotides long. RefSeq names its product olfactory receptor 5D18-like. Gene Ontology annotation, molecular function: odorant binding; G protein-coupled receptor activity; olfactory receptor activity. The transcript has a single exon. The coding region runs from base 1 to 960 and encodes 319 amino acids. Gene Ontology annotation, biological process: sensory perception of smell; G protein-coupled receptor signaling pathway. Gene Ontology annotation, cellular component: membrane. The record is from RefSeq and is a predicted model, not a curated record. NCBI's taxonomy places the organism in Eukaryota, Metazoa, Chordata, Mammalia, Rodentia, Dipodidae.
AUGGUGCUUGGCUUGAGAAAUCAGAGCUCUGUGACCACAUUCAUCCUUAUGGGCUUCUCAGAGUACCCAUAUCUCCAGGUUCCCCUGUUCCUCCUAUUUUUCAUUGUCUACACAGUCACUCUAGUGGGUAAUUUGGGUAUAAUUGUGGUGAGAAGAAUCAAUCCCAAACUUCACACACCCAUGUACUUUUUCCUCAGCCAUCUUUCAUUUUUGGAUAUCUGUUACUCUAGUGUAUUUACACCGAAAUUGUUAGAGAUCCUGGUAAUGGCGGACAGAAGUAUCUCUUUCAAAGGAUGCAUGACACAGUUCUUCUUCAUUUGUUCAUUUGUGAUCACAGAAAUGUUCAUGUUAGCAGUGAUGGCCUAUGACCGAUUUGUGGCUGUCUGCAACCCCUUACUUUACAUGGUUGUUAUGUCUCCUCAGCUGUGUGCUCUCCUGGUAGCUGGAACUUACAUGUGGGGAGGACUCUGUUCCCUCACCAUCACAUAUUCUCUUUAUGAACUAUCCUACUGUGGACCGAAUACCAUCAAUCACUUUGGCUGUGAGUAUUCAGCCCUCCUCUCACUGUCCUGCUCUGACACCUCCUUCAGCCAGAUAGUAUGUUUCAUCAUUUCUACAUUCAAUGAAACCUGCAGUCUCCUGAUGAUUCUAGCCUCCUACGUGUUCAUAGUUAUCACGAUUACUAAGAUGCCUUCUAAAGGUGGACUACAAAGAGCCUUCUCUACCUGCUCUUCCCACCUGACUGCCAUCAGCAUCUUCCACGGGAUCAUCCUCCUCCUCUACUGUGUGCCCAGCUCCAAAAGCUCAUGGCUUCUGGUCAAAGUGGCUACUGUGCUUUUCACAGUCAUCAUCCCCAUGCUGAACCCCCUCAUCUACAGCCUCAGGAACAAAGACGUGAAGGAGACUGUCAGGAAGCUAAUCAUGUCCAAACUGCAUUCUCAACUGACUUCACUCAAGUAA